Enhydra lutris kenyoni (northern sea otter) is the source of this 1241-nucleotide messenger RNA. It is a transcript of the gene MLC1, whose product is annotated as megalencephalic leukoencephalopathy with subcortical cysts 1. NCBI's taxonomy places the organism in Eukaryota, Metazoa, Chordata, Mammalia, Carnivora, Mustelidae. The record is from RefSeq and is a predicted model, not a curated record. The transcript has 11 exons. Gene Ontology annotation, biological process: regulation of response to osmotic stress. Gene Ontology annotation, cellular component: endoplasmic reticulum; cytoplasmic vesicle; plasma membrane. Bases 28 to 1149 code for a protein of 373 amino acids.
AAUGCCGGGGUCUGUGGCCCGAGCACCAUGACGCGGGAGGAGCAGGGCAGGGAGGAGCUGAGCUACGACAGGACGCCCACCCUGGAGCGGGCACGGCCCGAGGCUGGGAGCUAUGGCCCCGACGCCAAGCCCAGCGAGCUACAGCUGGCCACAAGGCUGCCCCCAUGCCUCACCCACAAGACGUGGGUCCUCUCCGUGUUGAUGGGGAGCUGUCUGCUUGUGACGUCGGGGUUUUCGCUCUAUCUGGGGAACGUGUUUCCCUCGGAGAUGGAUUACUUACGCUGCGCGGCAGGCUCGUGCCUCCCCUCAGCAAUCGUGAGCUUCGGGGUUUCCCGGAGGAACAUCAGAGCGAUCCCCAACUUUCAGAUCCUGUUUGUGUCCACGUUCGCCAUCACCACAACCUGCUUGAUCUGGUUUGGAUGCAAACUGGUCGUGAAGCCCUCAGCCAUAGACAUAAAUUUCAAUCUGAUUCUGCUCCUUCUGUUGGAGAUUUUCAUGGCAGCCACAGUGAUCAUCUCAGCACGGUCCAGCGAGGCGCCCUGUAAGCAGAAGGGUCCCAUGCCGGACGGUGCCAACGCGCUGUAUGAAGUGGCCUUUCCUGCCCGGGUCCUGAAGUCCUAUUCGGUCAUCGAGGUGAUUGCUGGCGUCUCUGCCGUCCUGGGUGGCGUCAUUGCUCUGAACGUGGACGACGCUGUCUCGGGGCCGCACCUCUCAGUGACGUUCUUUUGGAUCUUAGUGGCCUGUUUCCCGAGUGCUAUUGCCAGUCACGUCACGGCUGAGUGCCCCAGCAGGUGUCUGGUGGAGAUGCUGAUCGCCAUCUGCAGCCUCACGUCCCCGCUGCUGUUCACCGCCUCUGGGUACCUGUCGUUCAGCAUCAUGAGGAUCCUGGAGAUCUUCAAGGACUACCCGCCCGCCGUGGAGCAAUCCUACGACGUGCUGCUGCUGCUGCUGCUGCUGACCCUGCUGCUCCAGGCCGGCCUCAACACGGGCACCGUCAUGCAGUGCGUGAGCUUCAAGCUGGCCGCGUCCUGGGACACCGUGCAGGCCGGCCCGCCCGCGCGCCCCGCGGGGGAGGUGUCCAGAAGCCCCCUGAAGGAGUUCGACAAGGAGAAAGCCUGGCGGGCCGUCGUGGUGCAGAUGGCCCAGUGAGCGCGGGCUGGGGAGACCGAGGCAGGAGCGGGGCCCUGCCUGGCUCGUGGUCCUCCAGCUACCACUGCCCAGCCAGGCCCGGUGGCAAGGUG